UCAGCCGUCCAACACUCCGACGCGGCUCACCACACUCUCACACCCCUUCCCUCCCGCCGCCGCCGCCGUCGCCGGAGCGCCGCCGCAUGGCACGGUGGUCCUCCCCGAAGGACCCGGCGCUGGAGGCCGCGCUCCGCCGCAACCGCCGCUGGAUCGUGAACAACCAGAUCAAGCGCCUCCUCCUCCGCUUCCCGUCCCGCACCGCCCCCGUCCGCCUCCUCCAGUCCCGCUUCAAGACGCUCGACCUCCUCGGCCGAGCCGCCAACUGGCUCCGCAAGUACCCUUCCUGCUUCGACCUCUUCCACGGCGGCGCCGGCGGCGAUGGCGAUGGCGGGGAGGAGGCCUGCUUCGGGUUCACCAAGCGGAUGGCGGUGCUGGUCGACGCCGAGGAGGCGGCCGUCGCGGCGUCCGAGCCGGCGAUGGCCGACCGCCUCGCGCGGGUGCUCAUGCUCGCCCGCGGCCGCCGCCUCCAGGUGUCCAAGCUCGCCGCGCUGCGGGGCCCGCUCGGCCUCCCCGACGACUACCUCCUCCGCCUCCUCCCCGCCCGCACCGACCUCUUCCGCCUCGCCAACCCUUACCCGCACCGCCGCAACGCCGCCGAGCUGGAGCUUCUCCGGUGGGUCCCUUCCCUCGCCGUCUCCUCCGUCGAGGCGGCGGCCGCCUCCGCCGCCGACUCCUCCGCCCCGCGGUUCACCUGCUCGCUGCCGCCCUCCUGGGCCAAGUCUCAUGCCAAGAUGGAGGAAUUCAAUUCCACGCCGUACAUCUCGCCGUACUCGGAGAGAUGGGCGGCGAUAGGCACGGACGCCGACGCCGAGAAGCGAGCGGUGGCGGUGGUGCACGAGCUCCUCUCGCUCACAUUGUGGAAAAAGAUGUCGGUUCUGAAGCUGGAGCAUUUCAGGAGGGAGUUCGGGUUGCCGGAGGACACGGCGAGGAUGCUGCAUCGGCAUCCGUGCCUCUUCUACGUCUCAAACAGGUACAAGAUACACACGGUGGUGCUCCGGGAGGGUUACGAGGGGUCGGAGCUUAGGGAGAAGGAUCCGGUGGUAGCGGCGAAGGAUAGGCUCGGGGAGCUGAUGCAGGAGGGGCUGCAUGAGUAUAAUCAGCGGCGGCGUUCGGAUAAUUUGGAGAAGAAGAGGAGGAGAGGAGAGAUUGAGAUAAAGGAGGAAGAGGAGGAGGACGAUGAGGAAGCAGCGCGGUUGGAUAGUGCUGAGAAGAGGGAGGAGAGGAGGAAGUUUUACAAGGUGCUGUUUAAUGAUGAUAACCGCUGAUAAGUUUGUGCAGAGUUUUGUUUGUGACUCUAUUCAUCUCCUUGGUUGCAAGAUAUGCUUAUUGAAUUGAUUCAUUUGAAGAGUAUUCAGCACCUCUGUGUUUCACAAUCGAUCAAAGCGAUUACUGGUGGAUGUGAUGGGGCCUGGGGGUUGCAUACUUACAUGUCUACAGAGGCAUUAGGCAUCUGUCUGCAAGGGAAGAUUGACCUAUUGAGUUCAUGACCUGCAAAUGUUUAAGGAUAUUUGGUUGAAUAACUGCUUGGAUGCCACCAGAUAGUUUGUAUUUUGUCAGAUUAUAACCAUCAAACCUUUAUGCGGAUACUUCUAGCAUAAUGACUACAUGGAAUUCUAGUGUGAAAGGACUGCUGCAAAGGCUUGAUAAAAGAAAUUAGUGAUGUAAUGUAUAUGAUCAAAAGAAAAUCUAUGAGUUCUUCAGGUGAGAUGCUGAUGUAGAGUUGGUGUUUUGUCACCAUGGACAAAGGAAUUCAUGACCCAUGAACUGUUGAGAAGUUUCAAUUGCAGACCUCAACGUAAGCACAUCAAGGUUGUUGAUCUUUUCAACCUUUUAUGGUGUCUGUUACGUAUAGCAGACAUCUUCCGAUUGAGAAUUGGAACAGCACAGAGGGUGGACUAAGAACUUGGAAAACAUUGAUAAAUGAAGACUAAUAGAUAGCCAUUGAAGAAAAAGUGCCAAUCAUUGCAGAAAGCAAAUGCUGGAGCUAUACAUGUCCUAAAAGCACAUUCUUUGCGCCUCCACCAAUGCGCCGCCCACCAGCCGAAACCAGUGUUGCCACCUGCCUACGUCGCCGCACCACUCCUUCACCUGGUACUGAUGCACAAGCCUCGCCUCCGCUGUCCUAGCAGCUACGGGAUGUCAGUAGCUCAGGUGGCAUGGCAAGGGGAAGAGGCAGUGAGGGUUUCGGGUGGGAGGGGAAAGGAUAAUAAUUUACAUAAUUACUCACUCUGUCCUAUAAUAUAAGGGAUUUUUGUGGACAUAUCCUAGUAUUAAGAAUCUGAACAAGCUCUCUGUCCAGAUUCGUAGUACUAAAAUGUGUCACAUCCCACCAAAAUCUCUUAUAUUAUGGGACGGAUGGAGUACAUGUGAGCACUUUUUUAUGAGUGUUGAAGUCAUAUGCCUAGAUGACCAACAUAGUCAGUUUCUUCGUUCUGCUAGCUCUUAGCUUCAUGGUAGCUUCGCCCUAACAAGUGGGAGAUUCUACCCAAUACAGACAUAAAGUGAAAAUGGGUCUUUCGAUAGAAGACAAAAUGGGUCUUUCUGUAGAGGACACCAACCAUGUGUGAUGUGUCCAUGUGCGCGCCGAGAGAAUUUGCUCAUGCUCGAGACCCUCGGAUCCCAUAACUUACCAACAAUUUAAU
Oryza sativa Japonica Group (Japanese rice) is the source of this 2645-nucleotide messenger RNA. RefSeq names its product protein WHAT'S THIS FACTOR 1 homolog, chloroplastic. Gene Ontology annotation, molecular function: RNA binding. Lineage: Eukaryota; Viridiplantae; Streptophyta; Magnoliopsida; Poales; Poaceae. The record is from RefSeq and is a predicted model, not a curated record.